Abrus precatorius (Indian licorice) is the source of this 3335-nucleotide messenger RNA. Its product is annotated as protein FAM135B. The record is from RefSeq and is a predicted model, not a curated record. NCBI's taxonomy places the organism in Eukaryota, Viridiplantae, Streptophyta, Magnoliopsida, Fabales, Fabaceae. Bases 748 to 3093 code for a protein of 781 amino acids. The transcript is spliced from 16 exons.
AUUCCGUUUUAGCGCUUAAUGGGAUUCGUCGUGUCCGUCCUUGCGAGUUGAAUUCUAAGUCAGAGCCUUACGAAAAAUAGAAAGUGCUUUUGGUUUUUGGGGGAUUAUGACAGUAACGAAGGAUUCAACCUAACAAAAUCAAUUUUAGAGUCAUAACAUAACAUCACAAAAUCAAAUCGACACAAAUACAUACAUUCAUAGUUUUUCUUUCUUUCAUUCAUUCCAAAUCCCAAUUUCAUCUUAGUCAUCAUUCAUAAUAAUUUGAUACACCUGUCCCCAUAUUCUGUGGCAAUUACGAACCCUAAAAUACGAUUCCCUUUCCCUUUCAGAUCUUCCUUUUUUCUCAGAAUUUCGAGUCAAAUACGUUUCUCUGCCCUAUUUUUUGUGGAUUGUUAUGUCAUUGUCGUAGGGAUACCUGGUUGCCUAAUUGCACUAUUCUGCAUUGCUGCCAUGUCAGUAGGUUUAGUUUCGCUAGUCUGUUCCUGUUCGUUCCACAUACUGCGAUCCAAUGUCCAUAUCAACGGAUGAGUUUUGUUGAUAAAGAAUUAGGCAGUGUUUGAGUGAUAUGUUAGGGUUUGAAAAGGGCACCAGAAUUUGUUGCUAAUUAAUUAUGAUUAAUAACAUUAGCUGUAAGGGAGAGAUGUGCGUGUGGUCAUUGUGGGGUAUAUGCAUGUUGCAGCAACUUGGGGAGGAUGUUUCGUUGGUCUGAAACACUGAAGCUGGCAGGUAGAGGGUUUGCCUGGUGCAAUGCCACGCUCUGUGAAGGUCAAGCCUGUGUCUACGUUGGAAACUCUACAGGAGAUUGGUGUUUAUAUUCAUAGGUUUCACAAUCUUGACCUUUUUAGGCAGGGAUGGUAUCAGAUUAAGGUUACUGUGAGAUGGGAGGAUAGUGAAAAUAUAUCUUUUGGAAUUCCAGCCAGAGUUGUACAAUAUGACGCUCCUGAUCUGGAUCCUAGCAGUAUAUAUGGUGCAUGGAGGAUUGAUGAUACAGAUAAUAGUUUCUCGACACGGACCUUUCGGAUAAAAUAUGCUAGGCAGGAUGUUCAUUUAUAUAUGAUGAUCUCAUUCAACUUAUCCCGUAGUAACCUUGUGGAUUUAGCUACAACUGCGGUUAUUUUAAAGUUUGAGCUUAUGUAUGCUCCCUUGACUGAAAACGGUGCUGACUUGCAAGCUUCUCUGGAUGCGUCCCCUGCUGCUAUACAUGAAUUCCGAAUUCCUCCUAAAGCUCUUUUAGGAUUGAAUUCAUAUUGUCCUGUCCAUUUUGAUGCUUUGCAUGCAGUUCAUGUUGAUGUAAGUGUACAUGUCAGCCUACUGAAAGCUGCCUCUUGCUCAUCUGCAUCAAAGUCUCCCAGCAAUUCUGCCAACGCUGAAGUCGUGGUUGAUAGAAGUUACAACACAUUGGAUCAAGGCAUUGGUGGAGUUGUGACUCUAGAUAAGAAAAAUGUCAUGCUUAUUAAAGCAUUACUAACUGCUCGUGACAUAUUGCUGGAAGAACUACAAAAGAUUAGCAUAGCAGUUGGUGAAGCUUUAGAUAUGUCAGAGAUUGUGGCAAUAAUGAGUAACAUAAACUCAUUAAAUUCUGUGCUGCAAGUGAAUCACUUUGCAAUAGAUGUUGAAGUUAUAGGACAAGACAGACCGCAAAAUGAUGUUGAGGAAGGAAAUGGUUCUCUGGAUUUUCUGAAUGUUGAAAAGCUCCAGUACCUGUCUCAGAAUGAACUGUUAGAUUGUUUUCAUUCAUUGGGAGAUCAAUUGGUCUAUUUAUGGAGCAUAUUCUUAAAAUUUCACAGGGAUAACAAGACAAAGAUUAUAGAAUUUUUACGAGAUGCAUGGGCUAAGAAUCGGAAAGCUGAAUGGUCAAUAUGGAUGUUGUAUUCUAAGGUAGAGAUGCCUCAUCAUUAUAUAAACAGUGAGAGUGAUAAGUCUUCCCAUCAUGGUGUGCACAGAAGAGUUUCCAGUUUAUGGAAGUUACCUGAUGAACCUUUUCAGACUGCAGCUACACGUGCUGAGCUUCAUAGAAAGAGCAUUGAACAAAUGCGGAUUAACAACCGUUCAAUUCAAGACAUGCAGAUAUUUGGAGAUCCUUUGCGUACACCAAUUGUGAUUGUUGAACAUGUGUUGAAUGUACCACGACGUUGUCCAAGUGACAAUUCAUUCCUGAGACACAGGGGACGUGUACAUUCAGAUAGCUUACCAAUUGGCAUCAGCGCUGAUACUAUAGGCAAGAAAUCUGCACCACCAAGUAGUGCUCGUGUGUUGAAGAUUGUUGUCUUUGUGCAUGGGUUUCAGGGGCAUCAUCUAGAUCUAAGACUUGUCCGUAAUCAGUGGCUUUUGAUAGAUCCCAAAGCAGAAAUUCUUAUGUCAGAAGCUAACGAAGAUAAAACAACCGGAGACUUCAGAGAAAUGGGACAUAGGCUAGCCCAAGAAGUUAUUUCUUUUGUUAAAAGCAAAAUGGAUAAAGUAUCACGAUUUGGGAAUUUGGGAGAUAUUAGGCUAAGUUUUGUCGGACAUUCUAUUGGCAACCUCAUUAUAAGAGCAGCGAUAGCAGAUAGCAUGAUGGAGCCAUUUCUAAGAUACCUGCAUACAUAUGUUUCAGUAUCUGGUCCACACUUGGGGUAUCUUUAUAGUUCAAACUCAUUGUUUAAUUCAGGAUUGUGGUUUAUGAAGAAGCUGAAAGGCUCGCAGUGCAUUCAUCAGCUCACUUUCACGGAUGAUCCAGAUUUCCAAAAUACAUUCCUCUAUAAACUAUGUAAGCAGAAGACCUUGGAACAUUUUAGGAAUAUUAUCCUGAUAUCUUCGCCUCAGGAUCGUUAUGUGCCUUACCAUUCUGCAAGAAUUGAAUCUUGCCAUGCUGCUUCACAUGACACUUCAAAGAAGGGUAAACUAUUCCUAGAGUUGCUGAAUGAUUGUUUAGACCAAAUCCGUGCCAACUCCACAGAACUUCGAGUUUUCAUGCGCUGCGAUGUCAACUUUGAUGUCUCGACCCAUGGCAAGAAUCUGGACUCUUUUAUUGGGCGGGCUGCACAUAUUGAAUUUCUGGAUUCUGACAUUUUCGCCAAGUUCAUAAUGUGGUCGUUCCCAGAUCUGUUUCGAUAGCAAUGCUCUCUGCAUUCAAUUGUUCUAAUGCCUUAAGGCGUAACCUCUCACCCAUGUUUUAGCUUCAUAGAAAGAGUGGCAGGGCAUUCAAAGAAUGGGUUGACAGACUUAGUUGUAUAUUUAUUUGCCUCAGAGAUGUUUAUUUUGAAAUACAGUUAUGUGCAUAGCUUUAGGAAGGGUCAAGCUAACGUGAUGUAAUUAUUUUAGAUCAUUGAUUGAGAAUAAUUUAGGAGAAAUAUUUU